AUGGAUCCUGUCAUUUUCCAAGAGUCGCCCUUGGCCGACUAUCUCAAAUAUGAGGAUGACGACUCUCACGAGGGCUGGGCUGAGGCCGACCGCCUCUCCGAAUCACCAACUUCGGCCAUGUCCGACACAUCACCACCUGCCAGCCCGACUCAAUUCGCACCCACCGGGAGACCUCUGGUGAAGCAGCGGUUUAGAAACAGAGCACUCAGACCUCUACAGACCAGCGACAAAGCCUUGACGCCUCUGCGCGCGCUUCGAAGGAACUGCUCUGCUGUAGUUGCAGCUAGCAUGGACAGAGCCGACAACGAAAAAUUCCUGGAGCAGUUUCGAUAUUUAAUAAUAGCAUCUCAGCUUCUUAGUGGCCACACAAUCGCGGCUCGACGCCACGCUGGCGCAGAAGCACUAAACGCAUCAGCUCAAGGUGAUCAUUCGAUCCUCUCCAACGAAGGAAUUGUCGCGUCGAUAUUAGGUGCCUUGGCUAUUGCAGUGGUACUUAGUUGGAUUUUUGGGCACAAGAAGGAUUCUUACGUGACGAAAAAGCGCCUCAUGUUCCUAGUAGCCUUGCUUGCUGUGUCUGGAGCACUCGGUCAGGUUCAUAUGCGACGACAAUGGCUUCGAUACCGGAGAGACCAGUCUUUAUCCGAGUUGAGUGGCUUCAUUGUCAACUCGCACGAAUUUGACAGUGUUGUUGAAGCUACAUUGGCUUUGGUCCAAGAGGUCGAGCUGGUCUCGCGAGGAUAUAGAAUGUACGGCCCCUGCUUCUUUGCCAUUGAAGAAGCCCAAGCUGACAACGCAAGCAGUACCGCGCCACUACCACCCGUUAGUCGUCUCGAAGACAGAUCGCAGAGCCGCAAGUGCGUUCGCCUCAGAAAAAUCUUGAAAGCACGCCUGGCUGAGGUGCUCCAGCAGUACGACAGAUUGGCUGCACCAAUCCAGGGGUUUUCUGAGCAAACUGAACUGGAGAAAUACUACGACAUGUAUGACAUUAGUGAUUUCGAUAUUCAAGAUGCUCGUCAAGGCUACAACGAAAACGAGUUUGAAGACUCGGAAUCGUUACGCACCUUGAAGAUUUUGGCGGCUCGAUUCUAUACUGAGCGAAAAAUGUUACUUUGUGCCAUGUUGGCCCUAGACGCCAGCGGAGAGAAGAAUGACUUGCUGCGCUGGACUGCAGCAGUGGAAGCAUUACAGGAAUUGAACAAGACGACAAAGGCUGCGUACAAAAACAUCCAGGACAUUCUUAGCGAAGAACAGUCGUUUCCUAUUCCGCCUACACCCAAAAUCCCCCUUACCCCUGGUCGAGAACGUUGGCGCGCACAAUUACGGAAGCUCGGCUCCCUCUCGAGUGGUAUUCGCGGCUUGCAGGCCAAGCUGCACCUGCUACGAGAAGAAUCUGACAGGGCCCUUGAUGACUCGAACGAUAUAUCAGAGAUGGGGCCAAACCUGAUGGCCCAAUAUGAUUCCAUCGGUGUCGACCUGAAGGAACUGAUGGCGGCAUGGGAAGAAGGCAAGAACGCACUCGCGGUCGGUAUCGAUAGAAACGAGAAACGACUGUCAUCGAUGAGUACUCUGCUGUCACCUCGCAGCUCCAUGAGCGGCGUGACAUUUGCUGAGGACGGCAACGCAGCAGACGCACUGAAAGCACUGAUAGGUGAAUCACCGACACGCUCAGAGAAGGAGUCUCCCGUGGUAGACCCCGAAGUUUUUGAGGCAGUGGCCAUCCCGAGGGCCCGAAGCAUGCUCACCAGAGAAGAGCGCUUAACAAAGAUGAAGGAAGACAGAGACCAGAAGGCGCAGGCCCGCCAGCAAAUGGAUGCGACCAGAGGCAUGCUGCGCGAGCUUGAGACUGUCAUCAACCUGCGUCCCAAGAAUCGCCAGAGCGCUCCGGCUGACAAGACAUCGAACCGUGUUGUGUCGAUGUAA
Messenger RNA from Beauveria bassiana ARSEF 2860, 1920 nucleotides. Its product is annotated as proliferating cell nuclear antigen. The transcript is spliced from 4 exons. Gene Ontology annotation, biological process: cell-cell adhesion. NCBI's taxonomy places the organism in Eukaryota, Fungi, Ascomycota, Sordariomycetes, Hypocreales, Cordycipitaceae. Gene Ontology annotation, cellular component: plasma membrane. Gene Ontology annotation, molecular function: myosin binding. The record is from RefSeq and is a predicted model, not a curated record. The coding region runs from base 1 to 1920 and encodes 639 amino acids.